Molecule: messenger RNA, 1329 nt
Organism: Penicillium crustosum
Lineage: Eukaryota; Fungi; Ascomycota; Eurotiomycetes; Eurotiales; Aspergillaceae
Product: chitin deacetylase CDA6
Exons: 3
Coding region: 1-1329 (442 amino acids)
Biological process (GO): carbohydrate metabolic process
Molecular function (GO): hydrolase activity, acting on carbon-nitrogen (but not peptide) bonds; chitin binding
Source: RefSeq, a predicted model, not a curated record
AUGCGUAUUCAACCCAUCUUGGUUGCUACUUUGGCGACGUGUGCAUUUGCUAAAGUGCAUGGCACCGCUCCUGUGCACACGGUCUUGAUUGAACAAUCUCAACCAGAAACCGAGUCUCAUUUGAACACCCGCGAUGCCCCCAACAAUUUGGACUAUCGCUGUGGCCCCAAGAUCGGCAAAUGUCCAGUCGGCACAUGCUGCUCUGGCUCAGGCUUCUGCGGCACAUCUAAGGCACACUGUCGCUCUCCAGACUGCAAGAUUGACUACGGUAAAUGUGACGCUCACCGGUCGCCUGAUGGACCCCCAACCAAGGAAAUCCCCCGUCCUCACAUCGGUCAAGUUCCGUACGGCCCUCGUGAGAUUCGUUCAUGCGCUAUCCCCGGAACUGUUGCAUUGACCUUUGACGAUGGCCCGACACGCUACACUGGCGAUCUGCUGGAUCUGCUUGACAAAUACGAUGCAAAGGCGACAUUCUUCAUCACUGGCAUCAACAAUGGAAAGGGUCCUAUUGAUGACCUCUCCUUGCCGUGGGCUUCAUUAAUCGAACGCAUGCACUCGAGUGGCCACCAGAUCGCCAGCCAUACAUUGAAAAGAAUGAAGCUGCGCUGCGCAAUAUCCUUGGACAAUUCCCCCACUUACAUGCGGCCGCCAUAUUCCAGCUGCAACCCUGACACAGAGUGCGGAAAUGACCUGGGCCAGCUUGGGUACCACAUCAUUUUGUAUGACAUUGACACGGACGACUACAAGAACGAUAGUCCGGAUCUGAUUCAGCGGUCCAAGGAUAUCUUUGAUCACCAGCUUUUGUACAGCGACCCACGCACCAAGUCUUGGCUUGUCAUUGCCCAUGACGCCCAUGAACAGACUGUCCAUAACCUCACGGAGCAUAUGCUCAAGAGCAUCAAAAGACAGGGCUAUCGCGCCAUUACCGUUGGUGACUGUCUCCGAGAUCCCAGGCCACUCUGGUACCGCAAGGAUAGCCGGAUGCCCACCCACAAGAAGAAGCCCAAGAAGACUGCUUCAUCGGCAGAUCCCAACAAGCCGAUCUCUUGGGACGGCUCCUGCGGUUCCAAUUACACUUGCCUUGGGUCUACCUAUGGCUUUUGCUGUGGUAGUACUAACUCUUGCGGCAACACCACCAGUCAUUGUGGAAAAAGCUGUCAAAAAGAUGCCGGAUAUUGUUCCGUUGAGGCCCCUUACAAUGGGGAUGCCUGGGACCCAAAGGUUGAAACCAAGAGCCACAAGUCCGAAGCAGAUUCUGAUUUCCGAACUAUUAGCACCGCGGCUGCCACAUCGUUGUUCCUUGCUUUGAUCGUUGCGAUGUGGAUGUGA